This is a messenger RNA of Liolophura sinensis, 2464 nucleotides long. RefSeq lists its product as uncharacterized. The record is from RefSeq and is a predicted model, not a curated record. The coding region runs from base 73 to 678 and encodes 201 amino acids. NCBI's taxonomy places the organism in Eukaryota, Metazoa, Mollusca, Polyplacophora, Chitonida, Chitonidae. The transcript is spliced from 5 exons.
ACAGGGGAAAGGGUAAACCUGUGUGCAGCAGUUGUGUUUAUCCCUGACUUUUUUUACACACAGAGUGCAAAUAUGGCUCUAGCAAACCCAGACGAUCUUAAAGCCACAAAAGUGAAUUUAGUGGAGCAGAGUGACAGGCCAGGAGGCGUGAUGAUGGUGAACACAUACGCCACUAACAGGGCCUCAGACCCCAUGGAUUUGGUGGAGCUAGCCAGAACUGUACAGAAGGGGGAUGAAUUCACACGGGCCACUGCUGGCAGUAAGCUGACAAUUAUAGCUGAUCAGAUAAGAUAUCUUCAGGAACAAGCCAGGAAGGUUCUGGAGGAAGCCAGACGGGACUCUAUGCUACACCAUGCAGCCUGUAACAUCGUGAAGAAACCUGGACAGACCUAUUACUUGUACGAGAGAGAGUCGGGGCAAAAGUACUUCUCUCUCCUCUCACCCCAGGAGUGGGGUCCAUCGUGCCCGCAUGAUUUCGUGGCAGCUUUCCGGCUGGAGUCUGACAUGUCCUGGACACCGGUGGAAAAUAUAGAGAGACGCAGUGAGGAAAUUGCCAUGAUAGACAAAGUUCUGAAUGCUCAGAAAGCCAUUAUGGAUGUGGACUCUGUACUGGGACUAAAAUGGUCAUCCACGGACAACACCAUAUUGGAACACACUGAGGAGAAAACAGGGAGUUGAGACCAGUUGGUUUAGGUUCAUAAGACUUUAACUGUGAUUGUGGUUUGGUCAGUAUAUAGGCUGAUAAAAGCCAUGAUCCACUUUCCUCUUGUUACUGGAUAUAAAUCUACUUGUACUAACAACAUACAUAACAACAUCACCACCUGUGGUUUACACUACUACUGUCAAAGAAAGGAACCAAUUCCGCAUCGAUGUAAGGGAAUAUAUUUCAAGAAAUGGUAGACCGAAUUUUUGCUAAGAGAACCCCAGAAUUCAUUAACUUAGUUUGUAACCAGUACACUGUAUUUAUGAAGUCGAGCUGGUCAUAGUGAGAAAAAAGUGAUGGACAACACAUUUGUGGUUGGUUGUGUCAUCUAGCGCUUGUUGAAGACCAACUGACUUCCACCAGCAUGGAGUGCAUAUGUGGGAAGGUUUGUCAGUAACUUGCCAAAUGUUGGAGGAUUUUCCCUGGGCUCAUCGAUUUCCUCCACCCUGAAAAUUGACUGCCAUUGUGUCAAUGAAGAAUUUCUGUUUAUGGCAUUAAAAAGAAGUAAGAUAUAUGAAAGCAGUUGUUGAAGUACAUUUGACUGAAAAUGUGUAGCAGAGUAUCCAGGGAUCGUUUUUGCUGAAAUUCUGAUACUUGUGUGGUCAUUUUAUUUACAGUAAUCAGCAACCAUGUGUUAACAUGCUGUAACAGGUUCUCCCAGGAGGAUUGCAUACCUUUGACCUGUAGGUCAGAUGGUCAGUCCCAAAAUUCUGAUCAUCGUUACAUAAGAGUGAAGUACAUGUAUUCAAGAUCAUGAUUAUGUAAAACACAAAUAACUAUUAGAAAAAUAAAUAUGUUAUGGUAAUGAUGAGAUCAUGCUAAGAACUUCUUAUAAUGAGCGAAGCAAGAUUUGAUGUGUGUUCACUCUAUAGUCUGUCAGUGUCCUUACGGCUCAUCGGCAGUGGAAUGGUACAGAGAGAUGUAAUAUACAUGUAUAUCGGGUGGGCAUAAAAAAAUGGGCCGUACUUUGAUGCUGCAUUGCUCUAUUAUCCUUUGUUCAAACCCUUUCAACUUUAAACGUUUAAAUGGCAUGAUUUUGUUAAUAUAGUGACCAAUUUUCAAGGUCAUAGCUGGAGUAGUCUGUACACAGGGUUAAAAUGAAAACAUAGCCUAAAAAACUCACUUUCCGGUGACCCACAUUUGCUGAAUCAAGGUGAUUUUCUUUGCGGCAGACAAGGAAUUGAUCACCUUUCCAAGUAAAACAAGGUAGAACAUCAUUUUGAAAUGUCCGGAACAUGCGUUUUUGACUCUAUUUUGAUUUUGGUCCCUGGAACAGAAAUCUUAAAGAAUGAAAUUGAAAUUUGGUCUGUAUGCUUAGGACAUAAUGGCUUUUGAGUGUGUACAUUUUUAGAAGCUGACAUAAUAGGGUUUUGGAUAUAUUGAGUGUCAAAGUAUGGCCCAGUUUUUUAGGCCCACCCAAUGUAUGGUUAAUGAAACAAUGUUUUUAUUUUUAACUAAGGCUGGAGGCCAACUUGUAUCUCACAUGUAAAUAGCUAAUUUCAUUCCUGCUCAUGAACUCUAUUUUAUGCCAGGUGAAUAAUUUAUGUCAUAACCAGAGUGCAGUUUUUAUGUGUAUGUGCAACACUACAUGUAUGGAUAUACUGGUAUUAAACAGUGUCAGUGUUGCAAAGUGUUUGUAAGGAGUCUUGUUUUGGUUUACAGGAUGUAUACAGUGUAUGUGUGUAUGUAUACGAUAAUGAAUGUAUGGAUAUCCAUCGAUACCUUUUAGAUUGUUACAAUAAAAGAAUUCAAAGUCAUAGA